Messenger RNA from Verticillium nonalfalfae, 1992 nucleotides. RefSeq names its product serine palmitoyltransferase component (gene LCB2). Gene Ontology annotation, molecular function: pyridoxal phosphate binding; serine C-palmitoyltransferase activity. Bases 1 to 1992 code for a protein of 663 amino acids. NCBI's taxonomy places the organism in Eukaryota, Fungi, Ascomycota, Sordariomycetes, Glomerellales, Plectosphaerellaceae. Gene Ontology annotation, cellular component: serine palmitoyltransferase complex. The transcript has a single exon. Gene Ontology annotation, biological process: sphingosine biosynthetic process; ceramide biosynthetic process. The record is from RefSeq and is a predicted model, not a curated record.
AUGCCCCGAGGAAUCAAGCUCCCCUUCACGUCCUCCUCCUCCCCCGCCAUGCCUCAUACCCAAUCCGACAAGGAGAGGCGCCCUUCAAGAUCCGGCAACAGGAUAGCCAACUUUUUCUCGUCCCCCAAGAACAAGGAACAGUCUGCCCAGCAGGCCCUCCUCGCCAUGCAGCAGGGCAACAUCACCCCCUCGGCCAUGGCUCUGCCGACCAUCUCCCUAUCGACCGCCUCUGCCGGUGAACCCGACAGCAAUCUUGACUCGACCACCCUUUUCUCGCCCCCCUCCGCCGCCGAGUCCGAGAACAAGCGCAGGGCCGACUCGCAGUUCGCGCCCCUGUCCGACCCCAGCCAUCUCUACGUGAGCAUGCACCACGGCGAGCCCCUCGAGGCGCCCAUUGUCGACGACCCUGCCUACUACUUCCUCAUCACCACCUACAUCAGCUACCUCUUCCUCAUCCUCCUCGGCCAUAUCCGCGACUUCUUCGGCAAGCGCUUCGGCAACAAGAAGCACUAUCAGUCCCUGAAGCCCCACAACGGCUACGCCUCCCUGAACGACGACUUUGACAACUUUUACACCCGUCGUCUGAAGCUGCGUCUCGAUGACUGCUUCGCCCGCAUCACCACCGGCGUUCCCGGCCGCUUCAUCUCUCUCCUCGACCGCACCUCGCCUGACUUCAACCGUACCUACCACUACACCGGCACCACCACUGAGACGCUCAACAUGAGCUCGUACAACUACCUCGGUUUCGCCCAGUCCGACGGUCCCUGUGCCGACGCCGUCGAGGAGACGGUCAAGCGCUACGGUGUCAGCUUCUGCAGCACGCGUGCUGACGCCGGUACCUCUGACCUGUCCCUGGAGGUCGAACGCGAGAUUGCUGCCUUUGUCGGCAAGCCUGAUGCUAUGGUCUUCUCCAUGGGUUUCGUCACCAACGCCAGUUCUUUCCCCGCUCUCGUCUCCAAGGGUUGUCUCAUUCUGUCCGAUGAGCUCAACCACGCCUCUAUCCGCGUCGGUGCGCGUCUGUCCGGCGCUGUCAUUGCCGCCUUCAAGCACAACGACAUGCACGAUCUCGAGAAGAAGCUCCGUGAGGCCAUCUCGCAGGGCCAGCCCCGUACCCACCGCCCGUGGAAGAAGAUUCUCGUCGUCGUCGAGGGCCUCUACUCCAUGGAGGGCACCAUGUGCGAUCUCCCCGGUAUCCUCGAGCUCAAGGACAAGUACAAGUUCUACCUCUUUAUCGACGAGGCCCACAGUGUUGGUGCCCUCGGUCCUCGCGGCCGUGGUGUGUGCGACUACUUUGGCGUCGACCCUGCCCGCGUUGACAUCCUUAUGGGAACCCUGACCAAGUCGUUCGGUGCCAACGGUGGCUACGUCGCCGCGAACAAGAACAUCAUUGACAAGCUGAGGAGUACCAAUGCCGCGACGAUGCUCGGUGAAGCCCCGACACCCUCUGUCCUCAUGCAAAUUCUUUCUUCUCUCAGGAUGAUCACUGGGGAGCUCUGCCUCGGCCAGGGCGACGAGCGUCUCCAGCGUAUCGCUUUCAACUCCCGCUAUCUCCGCCUCGGAUUGAAGCGUCUCGGCUUCAUCGUGUACGGCCACGACGACUCCCCCAUCAUCCCCAUCGCCCUGUACCACCCCGGCAAGAUGUCGGCCUUCAGCCACGAGAUGCUCAAGCGCAAGAUCGCCGUCGUCGUCGUCGGCUACCCCGCCACGCCCCUCAUCAGCUCCCGCGCCCGUUUCUGCGUUUCAUCCGCCCACAACAAGGACGACAUGGACCGCCUGCUGCAAGCUUGCGACGAGGUCGGCGACAUUCUGCAGCUCAAGUUCGCCACGGGCAUCGCCGGCGGCGCUGAGCCCUUACCUGAGGGCGUAACCCCCGAGGGCGAGAAGGAGUGGCGCCGCGCCAACGGCAUCGAGGCCGUCGUCAAACCGCCACGCUGGAAUAUGAAGGAUAUUCUCGCGCACGGCGUGCAAGAUUCCAAGAUGCGCUUGCGCUAG